AUGAUCAUGAAUCAAGAACAAAAUAAUCAUGAUGAUUGCAUUGAUAAUAAUUCAACAUCGAAGAAAAUGUAUCAACACUUGCUGAUAAAAAAUUUUCGAACUGAAAUUAUGAAAACUCCUUAUUAUUUACUAUUGAAUGAUAAACCAUUUCAAAUCAUACUAGAUCAAACACUAUCAUCGAUAUCAACAAAACCCCUCAAUUAUCAUCAUCGCCGUUAUCAAUUACAACAAAUAGCUUUAUUAAUGCAUAGAAUUAAAUUAAUACCAAUCUAUCUUCGUCUAUGGAAAACCUAUUGGAAAUCUGGUAUGGGACAAUUCAAUCUUGAUUCAAAAGAACAAUAG
Molecule: messenger RNA, 342 nt
Organism: Rotaria sp. Silwood2
Lineage: Eukaryota; Metazoa; Rotifera; Eurotatoria; Philodinida; Philodinidae
Source: the annotation of a GenBank genome assembly